GUUUAGUUGCAACUAAAAAAUCUUAAUUGGUUGAUGCAACAAUCCGCCCACCACUUAAACCUUAUCUCCUUCCUCCUUCUCUCUCCUUCAUUUCUCCAUUCAAACCAGGCAGGCCAUUUAAACCUUAUCCGCCCACCACUUCCUUUCUCCUUCCUUUCCUCCUUCUCUCUCCCACCACCACCAGGCAAGCCACCAUGGCCAUGGAGGAGAAGCAGAGGCACAGUGGCGGCGAGUGGAGGCGGACGUCGGGGCAAGGCGGUUGGCGAUUCGAGGAGCAGAAGAAGGGGGUCGAGCACGAAAACGCCGGAGCGGAGGCCCUGGGUCGUCGCGGUGGUGGAGACGCAGACUCAGGCGAUGGCGGGUUGACGGCGACGCUGCGGGAGUUCUGGUGGAGGUUUGAAGGGAAGAGUUGAAGAGAGAGUCGAGAGGAGACGAAGAGGAGACUCAGGUAAUGGUGGGUUGACGGCGACGCUGUGGAAGUGCCGGUGGAGGUUUGAAGGGAAGACCUGAAGAGGAGAGUCGAGAGGAGAAGAAGAGAUGAAGGUGUUAGGAACGGAACAACAAAAGGAACGAGGUUACCGAAUCUGGAGCUGAGUCGCGGACUAGGUCGCUCUCUUUAAGACGUUCGCGGCACUGCCUUCGAUGCGCACGGCAAACUAUCAACCGGUCGUCUCCAGGAUAAAACAGCUCCUCUCAAUACUCGCGGUUUUGUGCGAAAACCGAAGCUCUCUAAACACUCUCUCUAUUGUGUUUCUGCUCGUUGUGAUGUGUUUAGAGGGGCUGGGGAGGCGGCUAUUUAUAGGAGCCGAACCCAUAGGAAUAUACCCUCUUGCUUGGGGAAUAAGUCGGAUUAAUUAAG
Molecule: messenger RNA, 859 nt
Organism: Linum trigynum
Lineage: Eukaryota; Viridiplantae; Streptophyta; Magnoliopsida; Malpighiales; Linaceae
Source: the annotation of a GenBank genome assembly